Molecule: messenger RNA, 4374 nt
Organism: Anneissia japonica
Lineage: Eukaryota; Metazoa; Echinodermata; Crinoidea; Comatulida; Comatulidae
Product: calcium-binding mitochondrial carrier protein Aralar1-like
Exons: 16
Coding region: 115-2163 (682 amino acids)
Biological process (GO): L-glutamate transmembrane transport; malate-aspartate shuttle; aspartate transmembrane transport
Molecular function (GO): L-aspartate transmembrane transporter activity; L-glutamate transmembrane transporter activity; calcium ion binding
Source: RefSeq, a predicted model, not a curated record
UGUUGGCUCAAAUUCAUUCAACUGAGAGAGGGCCUAGGCUAGCUACCGGUGUUUUCCAGAAAUUGAAAUUGUGUCAACAAACAUUUUAUUAAAAAGUGCUUCUAAAUAGCAAUUAUGGCGAUGCUAGGCUUUCAGCAAGCAUCGUGUUCCCAUGUAGUAGAAGAUGCGGGCUUGCAUCUCAUUAAGCGUGCUGAUCCUAGUCUGUUGCGUCAAAUAUUUCACAAGUAUGCCAGCAUUGAAUCUGAAACUGGUGAGAAGUUCAUGACUGAGGAAGACUUGAUACGUGGCUACCUUGGCAUGCAGCCUGAAAGAAACUACAACCAGUCGACAAUGAAGCUGCUGGCAGGAGUUGUAGACCAGACUAAAGAUGGAAAGAUAUCAUUUAUGGAGUUUCAAGCGUUUGAAGCCUUACUGUGUUCACCCGAUGCCUUACACAUGGUUGCCUUUCAGUUGUUUGAUACUAAUGGAUCAGGCUUUGUUUCUUUUGAUGAAUUUAAGAGUGUAUUUGGACAAAUGGAAGUCCAUCAACGUGUCCCUUUCAACUUCGACUGUCCAUUUAUUACUUACCAUUUUGGUGCUACUAGAAAGACCCAACUGUCCUAUUCAGAAUUUACUCACUUUUUGGUUAACCUCCAAGAAGAACAUGCUAAUCAGGCCUUUCAGAAACUUGAUACGAAAAAGCAAGGUGUCAUCAACGCUUUAGAAUUUCAGAAAGUGAUGACGAUAAUUCGAGGGCAUAUGCUGACCCCAUACGUUGAAGGAAACCUUGUCAAUGUUGCUGGUGGAGAAACAAAACAUUUAGUUAGCUAUCCUUAUUUUUUGGCAUUCAAUUCCAUGUUGAAAGAUGUAGAGCUCAUGCGAAGGAUUUACAACUCCCUAGCAAAGAACGACCCAUCAGUAGCUGUAACAAAAGAGGAGUUUCUACAUGCCUCGCAGGUUUUCCCACAAGUAUCACCUUUAGAAGUAGAAAUUUUGUUCCACCUAUGUACGCAGGAUAAAUCUACUGGGCGUAUAAAUAUGGCUGACAUAGACAAGAUUGCACCCGGUGCUGAUCUAGUUCGACAGCAGACCCAGCAACCUAAAUCUGAAGUAGAUAGAACGGUUUUGGUACAGGUAGCAGAGUCAGUGUAUAGGUUCAUGCUGGGCUCAAUUGCUGGCGCGGCUGGUGCCACAGCUGUGUAUCCAAUUGAUCUGGUGAAGACAAGGAUGCAGAACCAGCGGGGUGGCUCAGUGGUAGGAGAGUUGAUGUACAAGAACAGCUUUGACUGCUUCAGCAAGGUCAUCAGGUUUGAGGGCGUGUUUGGAUUGUACCGAGGUCUGUUGCCUCAAAUUGUAGGCGUAGCACCAGAGAAGGCCAUCAAACUAACAAUGAACGAUUUUGUUCGUGACAAAGUACGCAAUAAAGACGGUUCUAUACCGUUGUGGGGUGAAAUCAUUGCUGGUGGUUGCGCUGGAGCAUCCCAGGUCAUGUUCACGAAUCCAUUAGAGAUUGUGAAAAUACGAUUACAAGUGGCGGGAGAGAUUGCGGGUGCGGGGCCAAGGGUCAGUGCCAUCAGUGUCAUCAAAGACCUUGGUUUAUUCGGUCUUUAUAAGGGAGCCCGAGCUUGUUUCCUCCGUGACAUUCCCUUCUCUGCAAUCUAUUUCACUUCAUAUGCACAUCUGAAAAAAUACUUUGCUGAUGAGAAUGGUCAUAAUAGUGCUCUGUCACUGCUCACUGCUGCUACAAUCUCAGGUGCCCCGGCAGCUUCUCUUUUAACACCAGCAGAUGUCAUUAAGACAAGGUUACAAGUGGUGGCAAGAACUGGUCAGACGACAUACUCGGGUGUGUUCGACUGUGCCAGAAAACUAUGGGCGGAGGAAGGCGGCACAGCAUUCUGGAAGGGUGCCGGUGCCCGUGUUUGCCGUUCGUCUCCUCAGUUUGGGGUAACGCUACUCACUUAUGAAUUACUGCAGAGGUAUCUUUAUGUAGACUUUGGUGGCAUGCGUCCUGAAGGAUCACAAACGGCCCAGUCAGUGCACCUGGCUGACCUGCCACCAGUUAACCCUGAGCAUAUCGGUGGCCUGCGGUUAGCAGUUGCAACCUUUACAGGAGUCGAGUCCAAGUUCGGACUAUUUUUACCCAAAUUUAGAAAUCCCAUCCAAAUUGCGAAACAGGAGAGUUAGCACCAAUAGAACAUUUCUAUAAAUCAUACAUAAAAUGGGAUUUUUUAACUAGCACGAGUCUUUUAAACUUUGCAAAUAGGCUGGAACAGGCAUACAGUAUAACUAGUUGUUACACUCGCUUACACACUAAUUGCCAGUGAACAAAUCUGAAGCCCUCUUCAGACUAUCAGAUAUUAUUUGACAUGCCACGACUAUAUAUGGGCAUACAACAGUUCUUUUUUUCAAAGAAAAUUGGGUAAUAAAGACAGAGCUUUAGACCCUGUCCAAAAUGUCAAAUUUUAUUGGACAAAAACAUGUGACAUGCCUAAAUAUGGUCAUGAUGAUAUCACAUCAUGACUAUAUUUGGGCAUACAAUAGUUUUCUGUCAAAGAAAAUUUGAUAAUGUGGACAGAGCUAGAUAUGUCCAUGGGCUGCAGUCAAGGAUAGAAAACGCAUUUAGGACUUGGGAUUAAUUUUUUAAAUCCAAGUCAACCGAACAACAGAACCGCAGGUUUUGAGCCACCAGACAACUACAAGUUGAAUUAACAGUCAAUACUCAGGAAGUCUUCAGACACCAAUCAUCUGGAGUGAGACUGGCGACAGGCAGAUAAACCGCAAAAUGUCAAUUCUUCCCUUCCGGAUAAUAUGAUAUCGGCAUAAAACCUCAGCGAUCAAGAACUUUGUGUGCAUUGAAAUAGAUCAUCUUUAAAAUAGACAGUGCAGCUGAAUAUGCGUAGAUAUCUUUGCCGUGUGCUAUUGUAAGUAGGUCUCUGUAUUUAAUCAAAUGAAUUGGAUUGUUUUUAUUACUUCAUUCAUGCUGUGGGUUUGUUUUUGAAUUGUGAAAAUAACCAAAAAAUAAUACCUAAACAUUAAUUUCAAUUCUAUCAAAAAUAAAUUUUAAUGAUGUUGCUAGGUUUACAAGCUUUCCCUGUCUUUUGUUUCAUUUUUUGUAAAAUAUUUUGUGCAUUCAUUUCUGCAAACUUCAGACUAAAUUAAAUUAACAAUGUAUGUCUUGAAAUUAAUAUUUUGGUGAAAGUAUUUUAAUGAAUUAAUUUAAUUGACAAAGAUGCAGUUUCUCUUUAAGAGUUUGUUAUACAAUAGAAUUUUUAAUAACAAAUCUAAUGUAGUAAAUUUUUUUACGAAGAAAAGGUUCUACAAGGAUUAUACAGAAAGAGUACACAUUGAAUAUUUUAAGUGCAAGUUUUAGGACGAUGAGAUGAAAAAUACCACAGGAGGAUUCCUGACAAGAUCUGAUGGUUAUAUAAAGUGGCUUUAAAUGUUCAAAUGAAAGGCUUAGUACGAUGGAGAGAUAAUCUUACUAAAAUUAUUUGCCUUUAAAAGGCUUUAUACAUUCACCGAAAAAACAAUGUUUGUGUAUUAGCUGGUCAACAAACUUUAACAAAAUAAGAGUAUGGAAAUUAAUCAAAUGGCUAUAAUAUUAUGAUAUCCAAUAUAUAUACUUACUAUUUAUUCAAUUAGAGGUUCACAAUAACAUUUUAAUAUUUAUUAGCAGUAUGUAAUUGUCAUAUAAAUUCAUUUAUGAUAUGAUGAUAAUCUGAUGGUUUAUGUAUUAAAUUGUUUGUUUCUGAAGUGGCUUCCUCCAUUCCACUUUUGCAUCUGGUAUGGCAAAGAGUUAUGAGAAUACUUAAGUGCUAACUUGCAAUACAUUUAAUCCUAAAAAAAUUUUUCUUCGAAAAAUGUUUAAUCUUCCAACAUAGUGCAUAAAGAUAGGGAGAAUGAUAUGGUUACACCAGCUUCAGCACAUCAGAUUUGCAUAAAAUCUACAGAACAAUAACUACAGCCUGAUAAAUUGCCAUUUUAAAAUGUAGUUUUCAUGAGAUAUAAUGAAGUAUGCAAAACUGCUAUGACAUGAUCGAUCCAGCCAACAGGUUGUGCAAGAGUUGCGCCAUUAUAAAGGUGAAGGUUCACAAAUUCUUCUUGGACUCUCUUGGAUCAAAUUAGUUCUCAAGUAUUCUAUAACUACUCUGUGGGUAUAAGAUGAUACUGUGAAUGUAAUCAUUGAUUUUUCAGGGAGUGCAUUUGUAAUUUUGUUUACAUAUUUGUUUUUUUUAAUAAAUGAUACAUGUAAUUGUUUUCAAAAUAAUCUAAAAUUUUCAUUGCAGUGAAAAUUAUGUGUUGUGUUUACAGUGUUUGUUUAUGCACAUUCGAUAAGUACAGUAUUGCAUAGAAUAACAAUGAAAUAAAUAUUUUGAGGAGAAAAAAAAACCAGAA